CCAAAGCAAGCCAGGUUGCGAUGGUUAUAAAGGUCUUACAUUUGGCGUGGUCAUAAAUCACUGCUCCUCGGUACUUCAUCUUCAUCCAGCACCCAUACAAUAUGAAGCCUCGCAAUUACGCCGAUCCUUUUGCACCAGCCCAUAUGGGUGUCAAGCGAUGCUUCUGCGGAAACCAGACGGUGGAAGAUCACGACUUCUGCUUUUGCUCUCCGGAGUGCGCUCGUGCGGAUGCCUUGCGCGCUCUGGGGGGAGACGACUGCCACUACCGGAAAGUCGUGCGGAAGGCGUAUGUCAGCUCCGGCGCUCCCGAGCCUGCCAUAUACAGGCGCAAGUCAGAAAACCACCUUCGUCGACUUCCAUUCGCGAAGCAGGCCAUCCUUCCUAGUAUCCCUCGUCUUCCCAAACCAGCGCAUCAACACAACCAACCAACUAUGGGCGGUCAGGAUGACAGAUGUGUCCGAAAUGAAAUGGUGUUCCCUACACUGGCUGAAGUGACGAGUGCCAUUCUUGCUCGAAAGGCAAAACAAACAGGCGAUCCCUCGACGAAACCUCCCCCAGUUACUGCUCAGAUAUCCCUUGAUGCUCUUCCACUCACCCCUUCCCAGCAAACCAGACCAAGUUUUGGUCAGGGCGCUCGUAAACCACCUUUGGCGCAGUUACACAGUGCGCCACCGCAAACUAUGCCACUCAAUGUAAAUAACAAGACUGUUACCCGCCGUAGGAGACAGGAAUCAAUCUUUCAGUCAAUGGCCGAAGAAUCGGGAACGGUGAAUCAUCGCACAAAAGAAAGUUCGAUGUCUCCACGUCCUCAGCGUCAAGCCCUUCCGAAUACGAUCGUUGCAACCCCUCGUUCGGGGAACAUUCACCGCUCGGCUUCGUUCGCAGAUUGUCAUAGCCCAGCGGAACGUAGCCGUCGUGCCCUAGAGGGGGGCGAAUCUCUCAUGCAAUUAUUCAAUCAGCUGGAGGACGUCCGAGACUGGAUCGAGAACUUCGAUGGAACACCGGACUCGGAUGCAUAGUAGCAUGAUGCAUGGUUGGAUUAGAUGUUGCCAGGGAAUUUGGAGGAUCUGACAGGCUGAGUCCUGAUAUGUGAUUAUGAUACUGUAUUUUUCAAGACUGUAUUUGCUUCGGGCCCAUUAGGCCACUUUAAAUACAUAAAUCUCAUCAGGUACACAUCGAAGUAGCAAGUUAGCAAUUAUUUGUUCAGACGUCC
This is a messenger RNA of Suillus paluster, 1213 nucleotides long. RefSeq lists its product as uncharacterized. The transcript has a single exon. NCBI's taxonomy places the organism in Eukaryota, Fungi, Basidiomycota, Agaricomycetes, Boletales, Suillaceae. The record is from RefSeq and is a predicted model, not a curated record. The coding region runs from base 102 to 1019 and encodes 305 amino acids.